CUGACUACAAAAAAAAAUAAAAACUCAAUAUAGUGCUCAAUUCUUCCAGGUUACACAAGCCAAAAUUUUGGACCAUGUCACCAUGAUAGCAUAUCGUUAUGUCGACGUUUCCAUCGUUCUAUAGUUUUUAUUUCUUCUUUUUCUUUAACAAGCAAACAUGUGAAUGACGCAUCAUCCUUUCAACCUUGAAAUUUUUUUAUAUAACCUUUUUUCCCCCCUUUUUCUUUAUCCCCGUUUUCACCCACACAAAAAGUACGAUUGGACGAGUGUCAUUUUAUUCGCUUAUGGUUGGUUGUUCUUUUUUUUGCUGAGCGGAGUUGAAUAGGGUCACACAAGACAACAAGUUUGAGCAAGCAAAAAGCAACUACUCACGUCAUCUCCAAGAUUUGUUCGGAUGUAAGUUGUUCAACCCGCUUAUUGGCCGAUUAGCUGGUGUCCGCCAUUCUGCACUACUCCAUUAAUGAAUGUUCAUUAAAUCCGACAUGCACGCCAACGACAGGGCGAUCGAGAACCUUUUUUUUUUCUUCUAGCUUCUCGAUUGGAUGGUGCGGCCAAUCACAUUAACGGUGUGAACGGCCACCGUUCCUUUUCAACUUUUUGGCACUAAUGAAAUAAAUAUAGAAAACACAAAAUGCCACAAUAAAAAAAGAAGCAAUCCCA
Radiomyces spectabilis is the source of this 660-nucleotide messenger RNA. RefSeq lists its product as uncharacterized. The transcript has a single exon. NCBI's taxonomy places the organism in Eukaryota, Fungi, Mucoromycota, Mucoromycetes, Mucorales, Radiomycetaceae. The record is from RefSeq and is a predicted model, not a curated record. The annotation marks the transcript as partial.